AUGUCUGUGUGCAGGCCAGGCAUGACCCGUACAAGAUUAGAGGCCAGUUUGUCUGACUUGAAACAUGAGACGGUUGAGAACAACUCUUUCAAGAACUUCUCUCAUACAGGAUACCCCAGGUCCAAUGAGCCCAAGUCCUAUGGGCCCCAGUCCUAUAGACCCCCAAGUCCCAAUAGAGCCCCAGUCCUAACAGACCCCAGUCCCUGUGGGCCCAGUCUAUGGGCCCCCAAGUCCUAUGAGACCCCAAGUCCUAUGGGCCCCAGUCCUGUGGGCCCCAGUCCUAUGGGCCCCAGAGUCCUGUGGACCCCAGUCCUAGACAGUGAGGACUCGAGAUCCCCAGAGCAUCACAGAGACCCCCAAGCAUCCCAGGACCCCAGAGCACUCAGAGACCCGCAGGCAUCCCAGAGACCCCAGAGCACUCCAGAGACCCCCAGAGCACUCAGAGACCCCAGAGCAUCCAGAGACCAGAGCACUCCAGAGACCCCAGAGCACUCCAGAGCAUCCCAGACCCCAGGCAUCAGAGACCCCAGAGCACUCAGAGAGACCCCAGAGCAUCCCAGAGACCCCCAGAGCACUCCAGAGACCCCAGAGCAUCAGGGCCCCAGAGCACCCAGAGACCCCCAGAGCACUCCAGAGACCCCCAGUCUUGAAACCCCAACUCAAGCAUUAUUAUCAGGGCCCAUAGGUCAGGGCCCGUAG
This is a messenger RNA of Homarus americanus (American lobster), 699 nucleotides long. Its product is annotated as extensin-like. NCBI's taxonomy places the organism in Eukaryota, Metazoa, Arthropoda, Malacostraca, Decapoda, Nephropidae. The record is from RefSeq and is a predicted model, not a curated record. Bases 1 to 699 code for a protein of 232 amino acids. The transcript has 3 exons.